Molecule: messenger RNA, 850 nt
Organism: Schistosoma rodhaini
Lineage: Eukaryota; Metazoa; Platyhelminthes; Trematoda; Strigeidida; Schistosomatidae
Source: the annotation of a GenBank genome assembly
ACCCGCUGAAUUUAGAAGCCCUGCGUGACCUUGAGGAAGUAAUACAUGUAGGCAACUGGAGAUGUCAGAAGAUGUUAAACUUUCUACCGAGCUUAACAAAGUCGUUCUGACGGAAAAAUGUCGAAGUGAAGAGGAAUUUCAACCACAUGAACCUCUAUUCAAAGAUAUACAAAAUGGAAUCACGUUUCGGCAGUAUAUUGGCGAAUCAGAUUUAAAUAGCAUUAUCAAUCUCAUUGCUAACGAUCUCUCCGAACCUUAUUCUAUAUAUACUUAUCGAUACUUUAUAUACAACUGGCCAAAGCUGUGUUUAUUGGCUGUUAGUGAGGACGAUACUUGUGUGGGCACAAUUGUUUGCAAAAUGGAAACUCAUUUAGAAAAUGUUCGAAGAGGAUAUAUAGCUAUGCUUGCAGUUGAAAAAAAUCACCGUAGAAUUGGCAUUGGAUCACGGUUGGUUCAACUAGCAAUCGAACUUAUGAUUCAAGAUAGGUGUGAUGAAAUCGUUUUAGAAGCAGAAGUUGACAACAAAGCAGCCCUUUCACUUUAUGAGCAGCUCGGAUUCUACAGAGACAAAAGACUUAUUCGUUAUUAUUUGAAUGGAAGAGAUGCUUUUCGACUAAAAUUAUGGCUUACGCCUCGUAUGAGCAAUGGUGUUUUAUAGUUUCACUAUUCACUUAUUGUGUAUUUACCUUUUUAAAGUCAUUGUAAAUACAUGAUUUAUUUUCGUUAAACUUGUUGAACCUAAUGUUUUCGGUUUACAUUCACUAAUAUUUCGACCACUAAGAGAUAUCAUAUAACAUGUAUACUGAAUGUUCAUUUCAUUCUUUAAAAUACAUGGUAAUCCUUGUCUUAA